UUGUUUGACGUUUUUAACUAUUUCUUUCAAAAUGGCUCCCACCCGGAGUAUCAUCGGGUUUUUAAAUCCAAAAACCCUUACCGCGGUGUUUAGUAAUAAUAUUAACAAAACUACGUGUCGGUUCGUCCAUAAAUGUAAUAAAUGUGAAAAAUUUAUUGGAGGGCCUGCGAUUGCUAUUGCAUCAUUAGUGCACAAUAAAUUCAAUUAUAACACGGGGACUACUAAACAUCGAUAUAUUCACACCACCAACUGUCUGGCCGCUCGCGUCGAUUACUACAAGGUGCUGGGCGUUUCAAAGAAUGCCUCCGCUAAAGAUGUGAAGAAGGCAUACUAUCAACUUGCGAAGAAAUAUCAUCCGGACGCAAAUAAAUCUGAUCCCGAGGCCUCUAAAAAGUUCCAGGAAGUCUCGGAGGCUUAUGAGAUUCUCUCUGAUGAAAACAAGCGUAAGCAGUAUGACACCUUCGGCACAACAUCAGAGCAGAUGGGCAUGGGAGGUGCUCCGGGUGGGACUGAUGGGUUCACCCACCAGUGGCAGUACAAGGCCACCAUAGACCCCGAGGAGCUGUUCAGGAAAAUAUUUGGAGACGCUGGUUUCAAGAGUGAAUCGUUUAGUGAUUUUGCCGAGAGUCAGUUUGGAUUUGGUGCUGCUCAGGAAGUCAUAGUAAAUCUCCGGUUCACGGAAGCGGCGCGUGGCGUGAACAAGGAUGUGAACGUGAACAUAGUAGACACGUGCCCAAAGUGCCAGGGCUCUCGCGCCGAGCCCGGCACUAAGGCCAUCAAGUGCACAUACUGCAACGGAACAGGGAUGGAGACAUUCUCACGAGGGCCUUUCGUAAUGCGGUCCACCUGCCGGCACUGUCACGGGACCCGCAUGUUGAUCAAGUUCCCCUGCGUCGAGUGUGAAGGAAAAGGCCAAUCGGUACAACGCAAGAAGGUGACGGUGCCAGUGCCGGCUGGCGUAGAGGACGGGCAGACGGUACGCAUGGCGGUCGGCAACUCGGAGAUCUUCGUCACCUUCAAGGUGGAAGCCUCCAAGUACUUCCGCCGCGACGGACCCGACGUGCACUCCGAAUGCACGAUUUCCGUAUGCCAAGCCUUAUUGGGUGGCACAGUUCGGAUACAGGGCCUCUAUGAAGACCACACCCUCCAGAUAUUGCCAGGCACAUCGUCGCACAAGCUGAUCAGGUUGUCAGGGAAAGGUAUGAAGCUAGUCAGCAAGCACGGCUACGGAGACCACUACGUACACAUCAAAAUAAAGGUCCCCGCAACUUUGAACGAGAAACAAAAGGCGCUUAUCUACGCUUACGCCGAGCUAGAAGAGGACACGCCCGGCCAAAUCCUAGGUGUCUCGUAUGACAGAGAUGAAAAUUCUAAAUCUAACAACAAAAAACAGGGAACGAUACACGAAGCUAACAGAGACACAGAGGAUGCUCCAAGAGACAGCACCCAACCAUCAUUUCUAGAUAAUCUAGCAGAGACUUACAGAGUCAACAAACCUUAUUUUGUAAUAGGAUUCGUCAUGUCUUUGAUUCUGUGUAGUAUGGUGAUAAUGAAUGACCCGCAAGACAGGUAUGGCGUGGAUGCUUAUAUGAAUAGGAGAGAGACAGAGGAAGAUAGAAGUGUGAAAGGGCCUUUGGGUUACCAGAACGCUAUAAGAAGGGAGAAGGAAAAAAAUCCAGAAUUGUAUGAUGCGUGA
This is a messenger RNA of Cydia amplana, 1696 nucleotides long. RefSeq names its product protein tumorous imaginal discs, mitochondrial-like (gene DnaJ-14). Gene Ontology annotation, cellular component: mitochondrion. Gene Ontology annotation, biological process: negative regulation of apoptotic process; mitochondrion organization; protein folding. Bases 32 to 1696 code for a protein of 554 amino acids. The transcript has 10 exons. Gene Ontology annotation, molecular function: heat shock protein binding; ATP binding. The record is from RefSeq and is a predicted model, not a curated record. Lineage: Eukaryota; Metazoa; Arthropoda; Insecta; Lepidoptera; Tortricidae.